Messenger RNA from Pristis pectinata (smalltooth sawfish), 1554 nucleotides. Its product is annotated as annexin A2-like. The record is from RefSeq and is a predicted model, not a curated record. Bases 114 to 1121 code for a protein of 335 amino acids. Gene Ontology annotation, cellular component: cytoplasm. Lineage: Eukaryota; Metazoa; Chordata; Chondrichthyes; Rhinopristiformes; Pristidae. The transcript has 13 exons. Gene Ontology annotation, molecular function: calcium ion binding; phospholipase inhibitor activity; calcium-dependent phospholipid binding.
UUGAUGUGGCCACGUACUGGUAUUUAAAAGCCACACCCGUGAGUUGCAGUGGAGUCUGUAGCUGAGUUAGUCCCUGUUCAGUGGCUGAGCACACGGUUCAUUCUAAAAGCAAAAUGGCGAAGAUCCGGGAUUUAUUGGCUGAAGUGUGCCUGGGUGGUGAUGAGAUUUCCGCUGGGGCCACAGUGAAGCCGUUCCCUAACUUUGUCGCAGACAGCGAUGCCGCGGUGCUGCUUCGUGCCAUUGAAACUAAAGGCAUUGAUGAGCACACCAUCAUCGACGUACUGACCAGCCGAAGCAAUGCACAGAGACAAGAUAUCGCCUUCGCCUUUGAAAGGUUGGGAAAGAAGAAGCUGGAGGAUGUUCUGAACUCUGUCCUCAAGGAGCCUCUGAAGGCUGUCAUCCUCGGUCUGUUGAAAACUCCAGCCAAGUACGAUGCUACGGAAAUGAAGAAAGCAGUCAAGGGCAUGGGAACAAAUGAAGCCACUCUGAUUGAGAUCCUGUGCUCUCGCUCAAACAGGGAGAUCAAGGAGAUGAACAAGGUUUAUGAAGAACUUUUCAAGAAAAGCAUGCUAAGUGAUAUCAAAGACGACACUUCGGGAGACUUCUCUAAACUUCUGUGUGCCUUGGCGAAGGGUAAUCGAUCGGAGCCAUCCAACGUGGAGGAUUACAGCCUGAUUGACUCUGAUGCUCAGACACUCAAUGAAGCUGUACAGCAAAAAAAAGGAAUGGACACGGCAAAGUGGAUCAGCAUACUGACCGAGAGGAGUGUUCCCCACCUAAAGAGAGUUUUCCAGCGAUACAACUCCUACAGCCCCAAAACCGUCAGUGAAAGCAUCAAAGAAGACCUUUCAAAAGAUCUGCGAUGUAAUCUUUUGGCCCUGGUGCAAUGCAUCCAGAGCACUCCCGAGUUCUUUGCUGACAAGUUGUCUCCGAUAACAAAGGGCGACCUGAAGCGAGAUGUAUUAACCAGGAUCAUGGUGUCGCGCUGUGAGAUCGAUCUGCUAUCAAUCAGGAAAGAAUUCAAGAAGAAAACUGGCAAAUCUCUCCACCAAUGUAUAAAGGCUGCAACCAAGGAUGACUAUGAGCGGGUCCUGCUGGCUCUCUGCGGAGGAGAUGACUAAAUAAAACAACACAUGAGGGACUCCACUUCUAUACCGCCCUCCUGGAGCAGGGGGGCUGUAUGCAGGCUGAACCACUCAACCUUCCUCAUUCUGUUGUGUAGCAGCAAAGUAUUCAAUAGUAUUUUAUCAUGAGAUUGUGAUGGAAUUUCCUUGUGGUCAAUCAAUAAAUGUUUGAAAAUACUCCUCGAGGCCACCUGCGGUUGAAUAAACUCAGAGCAAAAGUUUGGGUUUGAGUUCCUGCCACUAGGUGGUUGAGGUCAAAUAAAGGCAACUCUUGUUCAGGAUGCACGUUGGUAGCUGAAUAUGGCAGAUGUGUACACCGUGUGCACUAUAAUUACAGUACUGUGCUCUAACAUGUACCCACCUUACAGCAGGAUAUGCUUUUAACCACAGUCCCUGUAUAUGAAAUUAAAAAAUGGAAUGAUUACCUGAA